This is a messenger RNA of Aspergillus versicolor CBS 583.65, 885 nucleotides long. Its product is annotated as lysozyme. Gene Ontology annotation, molecular function: lysozyme activity. The transcript has 2 exons. Gene Ontology annotation, biological process: cell wall macromolecule catabolic process; peptidoglycan catabolic process. Lineage: Eukaryota; Fungi; Ascomycota; Eurotiomycetes; Eurotiales; Aspergillaceae. The coding region runs from base 178 to 729 and encodes 183 amino acids. The record is from RefSeq and is a predicted model, not a curated record.
GCUGAUCACCUCAAGAUACGAAGCUCAGCCUCCAAGACACUGUCUCGACUAUACAAAAAAUGAACUGACAAGAGGUAUAAAGGGGAGGUUGACUCCGGCUCAUUUCAUCCAUCAUCAUCUUCUUCCAUCCAAAACAUCUUCAAAAGUUCAUUACCUGAACUCAAACCAAUCCACAAAAUGCACUCCUCCAUCAAGCUCCUUGUUGCCACCAUUCCUGCCCUCGCCUCCGCCUGCGUCGGACCCCCGGUGAACGGCCCAACCCUCGACCUUAUCAAGGGUUUCGAAUCAUUCCGAGGCGAAGUCUAUGAUGACGGUGCCGGAAACCCUACAAUCGGCUACGGCCAUCUCUGCCCGGACUGGUCUUGCUCCGAUGUCACCUUCCCUCAGCCCCUGACCGAAGAGACCGCUGCCCAGCUGCUCGCUGGUGACUUGAUUGGCUACCAAGACGCUGUUACCAAUGCCUUCGCCGACCCCGUCACCCUGAACGACAACCAGUAUGGCGCUCUCGUGUCCUGGACCUACAAUAUCGGCAACGGAAACAUGCAGUCGUCUGACCUUGUUUCUCGCAUCAACGCCGGCGAGGAUAUCGUUGCUGUUACCACUGACGAGCUUCCUCAGUGGAUUCACUCCAACGGACAGGUGAUGGAGGGCCUCGUCAGGAGACGCCAGGAGGAAUUGAACCUGUUCAACGCCCCCAGCAAUGUUGGCGCUCUCCCUGCUCCUUGCUAAGCUGCAGGAAACCUGCCAGCGUUCGAUUCAACUUUAUUGUUCUGGGCACGGAAGGACGUGCUUUGAUCACGAGUUAUAACAAGACGACAUGGUGAACAGCCUUGUUUUCCUGUAGUAAUUAAUGGUGGAAGUUUUGAUAUCGAUGUAUAUAGAUGC